CCGCCCAAAUCGGAGAACUCUGGGCACACAGCAGAGUAAACAUGGUGGACUGAUCACCCACCAACGACUCCAUGUCAUCAACUGUCCCGACAUAACCAAAAUCCCCCUGCAGGCUCGUUAACUCCUUCACGGUGCCUUGUUCGUCUCACUGGCUCGAUCGUAACCUAAUACGUAUGCUCGGCUGUAACUAAAGCAAGUCUGCUACCUGCAUCGUAUUUCAUCCUGAGGCAGCGAGAAUGCGGACUUAGAGGCUCAGCUGGCCACAACUGGGAAAUUGGCCGCGGAUGCGGUGGUAAAGGAUGGUCCCAAGCAACCACACGAAAAUGGCACUGAGGAAAAAGGGACGUAUGCGCCACCGCCCGAAAAUGGCGCUGCAGAAAAGGGGAAGCGCGCGGAAUUUCCCCAAGGGGAAUGGUCAGUCACGUCACCCGCAAUUACACCCCCUGAGGCGGUGCCAGUCAUGAAUCCGCCCCCUUACAGAGGGGGAUGGCCAGCCGCGUCAUUGCCUACGGCCCCACCUCCCAAAAUGACGCCACCCGCGAUUCCACCCCCUGAGGUGGCACCAGUUAUAAAUCCGCCCCCUUACGGAGGAGGGAAGUUAUACCCGGCCCUCCCGGUCAACCCCAACCCCACCCCGGUCCAGGCUCACCCGAUAGCGCUGCUAAAGCAUAACAUAGACAACCAAGGGAUGGCACAUACCACCAUGACGUACCGCACCCGUACCCGACCUGAAAUGCAGGACUUAUGCAAAGAAUCGAAACUAAAACCAGGUGAAACUUUGGUGGUAUGGUUGGGGCGAUUGCUAGUGGAGUAUGGGUCGGAGACGCGGGACCAAGAUGAGGCCAGUUUCUUAACGCGUCAAGCCACCUGGAGCGGGGGGCAUGCCACUGACUUAAACACAAUAACGGGCAACACCCACUGGCCCAUUCCAGUCCCAGCUCUCGUUGCAGGUCAAGUAUGCCACAAAUCCUAUGCCUGGCAUAAUGGACGGCCGCUGAAGCCCUCCGCAGAACAGCUACUGCUGGCCAUUAUCGGAGUAUCCUACGCAUCCUGGAACCCCUGGGCGCAUCAUUUGGAACUACCGCAGCAACAACGUGAUGGGCCGUGGCCCCACCGUCACCUACCAAACCCUGGCCAGGUCCCAACCACGAUGGGCAGUAUUGAGGCAAGCGUAGAGCUUUACGGAGGAAAAGAAGCCAUAACGCUCAGUCUUCUCCUGGGCCCGCUGGCCGGUCAGCCGGUCAGGAAUCUCUAAGUGAACUGCCGCGACUACAGGUCUUAAUGGACCCUACAACCACAAGCCCCGACGAGGCUGGACCACGAUCCUCGGUGUGCCCAGUCAAGCACCUGGAACCGGAGCGGUGUCAGCCUGGCCCUCGGCGUGAAUUGCAGGCCCCGCCACCAAGGAUGCUGGAGGAGAGGGCCAUGUUUGGCUUCCUCCUAAACAACAUGCAGCUUACCAAACAACAGCUGCGCCUCUUGGGAGACGAAGACCAGCGACGCCUAGCGUCUGCAAUGGGGUUUAAGUACCAAGACAAGCCAAAAAAUGAGUGAUGGCCACCGGUCACACCGGCGGCCUGCUCAAGUCCGAUCCCACAGACCCUCGCCCCUACGCCGAACUUGUCGUCUACGACGCCACUGACCCAGCUAUACGACGCAAGGUCCUCUUCCUUUUGGACACCGGGGCGCAAAUCAAUGUCAUCACCCCGACGACGCCUCAUGCGAAAACCAAAAAGGCCAUCAAGGUCCAGGGACUACAUGCCAUCGCUGUCGCAACAAAAGUAAAGUUUACAGUGGCCGGGUACCACCGCGCAUUGGAGGCAGUCCUAGGGGGCAUCAACAUCUUGGGAAUCCCCGGUCUCAGAGCACUCGAACCAGAGGAACAAGUGUUACAAGCUCUUCCAAUCUCCGUUUCAAAAAUGGAUCAGCACAGACCUACACUUCACAACACAUCUACGUGGCGGUACAAGCCAAUCCCAAUGAAGGGGCCUCUACGGGAAGCCCUUGUCACCCUUCUACAGCGACUCGAGCAACAGGAAUGCAUAAAACCAGUGGCUGCCAGUACUCACUUAUCACCAGGAUGGGAAAUCGCCGAACCUGGAAAACCCAACGAAGUCCGGCUAGUAGUUGACUACCGCGAGGCCAAUAAAAGGUGCCAGCCACUCAUGAAGCCCAACGCUUCCACGCUACCACAAUGCCUGUUUGAAAUGGUGCAGUUUCAGAAGGGCCAAUGGUAUGGCACGACCCUUGACCUUAAAGACAUGUUCUAUUCCAUUCCAAUUGUUGAUAGCGAUGGGAUCCUAAACAUGUGUGUCGAAGGGACCGUGUACCGGUGGACAGUUUGCCCACAGGGUUACCGUAACGCCCCAGCGCUAGCCACUAGCGCCAUGAACGACACACUCAAGGACUUCCGUACCUUUUACACCUUGCCCGAAAAAAGCGAAUUAAAAAUCUGGAGCUAUGUUGAUGACCUUGCAAUUAUGGGUCGCUGAAAUCACCAAAUGCCUAACCAACCACCUCCAUG
Molecule: messenger RNA, 2524 nt
Organism: Alligator sinensis (Chinese alligator)
Lineage: Eukaryota; Metazoa; Chordata; Crocodylia; Alligatoridae
Exons: 3
Coding region: 1554-2492 (312 amino acids)
Biological process (GO): proteolysis
Molecular function (GO): aspartic-type endopeptidase activity
Source: RefSeq, a predicted model, not a curated record